Messenger RNA from Phytophthora nicotianae INRA-310, 633 nucleotides. RefSeq lists its product as hypothetical. Gene Ontology annotation, cellular component: cytoplasm; membrane. The transcript has a single exon. The record is from RefSeq and is a predicted model, not a curated record. Lineage: Eukaryota; Oomycota; Peronosporomycetes; Peronosporales; Peronosporaceae. The coding region runs from base 1 to 633 and encodes 210 amino acids.
AUGGGUAACUUCCGUUCUCAGUACGAUAAGUGUCUACGUCGACACCCAUUGCUGACCAAGAUGGCUACAUCCUCGGUGUUCUUUGGACUGGGUGAUCGCCUCGCUCAGCGAGUGGAAAAGAUCGGCAAGACCGACGAAGAGCUAGAAGAAAUGGAAAAUACCGUCGAGAAAUCCCGAGUACUAAGCGAGAGCUCAGCGAAGACUGUCCGUAUGAUGGUCUGGGGUGGCUUGCUGUUGAGCCCCAUGGUCCACUCUUGGCACAACCUCAUGGAGCGAGUAUUCGUCGGAACGGGGAAGACGGUCGUGGCCAAGAAAGUACUGGCGGAUAUGGUGUUUAUAGCACCGCAGAUGCCGAUCUGGUAUCUCACGAGCACGGGGCUUAUGGCCGGUAAACCUCUUGGACAGGCGUUGGAUGAAGCGAUCGAGAAACAACCAGUCAUGCUCAUGGCUAACUACAUGGUGUGGCCCACCGUCAAUUUCAUCUCCUUCAGCUACGUGCCGCUACACUACCGACUCCUGGUCGGCAACGUCGUCAAUCUCGGCUGGUCAUCAUUUCUCUCCUACAUGGCAAACAACCCAGCACCGACAUUGCCGUACUUGCCAGCAAUUUGCUUGAACAGAUUUUUGUUGUAG